Messenger RNA from Rotaria sp. Silwood2, 2130 nucleotides. The record is from the annotation of a GenBank genome assembly. Lineage: Eukaryota; Metazoa; Rotifera; Eurotatoria; Philodinida; Philodinidae.
AUGACCAAAGAUAAAGUUGAAGGUCGUCUUCAAAAACUACUCAAUAAUGAAUUAUCAUCUUCAUCAGAUGAUAAAAAACAAGUCAUUUCUGCUUAUGAAUCUUUAAUUAGUAUUCUUCAAACACCUGAAACACGUAAACAAUUACAUGGAUAUCAUGAAUUACUUUUCGGAUGUAUAUCUCAAAUAAUCCUCACGCCAUUUAAUCAAUUUUUUCAUGAUGAUCAAUUACGUUUUUUACUUGAAUUAGCAUCGAAUGCAUGUGUUUUGUCAAUGUCACAAAAUCAAAUUAUUGAUAGUUGGUUACAAAAUAUAGAAGAACGAACAUUUGAAAAACCAGAUAAUGAUGAUGAUGAUGAUGAUGAUUUAUAUGAAGAUGUCAGUGAUAGUGAAGAACAAGAAGAUGAAAAGAUAACAAAAAUACAAGAUAAUAAUAAAAAAUCAAAUCGAAACGCAAUUAAUCAAAAUAAAAAAAAACAUUUUUUUGCUGAUGAUGUAUCUCAUCAUGAUUUAAAUUUAAUGUCAUCAAAGGAGAAAUGUCGACCAUUAACAAAAGAUAUAUCGAAUCAACGUAAUAUUCAUAUUGCACAUUCACAUGAUAAUCGACAUGAUCAUAAAAAUUCUGAACGAAAUAAUGUAAAUAAAACUACAACUCCUGGAAACAAUAAUCGAAAAUCAACAGGUAAUGAUUACACAAAUAAUCGUAGUAAAGGACCGGAUACUGGUAGAAAUAAAGAACGCCGAGCAGCUCCAUUCAAUAACAAAUAUGGAGUUGAUCUUCGACUUUAUGAUUGUUAUAUCUGUGGUGAAUAUGGUCAUGUCCAAUAUGAUUGUCCUAUGAAACAAGCUAAUUCGAAAACUUUACAUCGUAGUCGUGUUUGUGCUAAUUUGACUAAAACAAAAGAACAGAAUCAAUCAAAAUCUUCUCCAUCGAUAACUUCAAUAGAAAUAAAUCAUAAUGAAAAAUAUCAAAAUAAAAUUCAAGAAGUUUAUAAUCAAUCAUCAAAAUUAAUCAAUAGUUCUCAAACAAUUGAAAAACAAAAUCAAACAUUUGAAUUAUUUCUUUCACUUAUACAAGAACUUAAAAAUCAACAUGAAGACAAUCUUUCAAAAAUAUUUCAUGAAAAAGAAUCAUUAUUCUAUUCUCUAUUUUGUCAUAUUGCUCAAAAUGAUUUUUUAUUUACAAACGAUCAAUAUUUUAAAUUAUAUCAUUUUAAAAAUAUUUUAUUACCAGAAAAAUAUAAUUUAUUAAAUGAAGAUCGUUCAAUAUUUUGUCGACAACGUUUUUUAAUACCAUUAAAUAUCAUAACAGAACAUAUUAAAAGUGUAACACAAAUUGAACAAACAAUAUUUAAUGAUUUUCAAGAACAUAUUAUUCGUUCAACAUCACCUAUAUCAAUAAUAUUAUUUGAUUUAAUUAAAUAUUUACUUAAAUCAAAUAUACAUAUUGAUAUGAAAUCUAUUGAAUAUUUAACACAUAAAAUUUUAUUUGAUUUAAAAAAAAAUAUUUUUUCAAAUGAACAACUUAAUGAACUUCAUAUAUGUUUUGAUAUUCGUGCGAAACGUAUUGAACGUAAUCAUCAAAAACAAAUAUGGAAAGAACGUUUAAUUUUAUUUAAAAAUGAUCAAUUAUUAAUUGAUCUUAAUCAAUGGACUUUAGAAUUUGAACAAAUUUUAAAUAAAAAUUAUAAUGAAGAAAUUAAAUCCGAAAGAAUUGUCGUUGAAAAUGCAAUGUGGUAUUUUGCUAUUUUAUUAAUGGCUAGUAGUGGACAUUUAAAUAAAGAUCAAUAUGAAUGUGUAUUAAAAUCAGCUAUUCAAUCAUCAUUAUUUAAUUCAAUACAAAAAUUUUAUUUUCAAUAUUAUUUAAAUCAUGGACAAGCACCAAUAACUAUUUAUGAAUUAAAUCAAAUUAAAUUAAAAUUAGAAAAUCAUAAUAUUGAUGAUAAAAAAUUAGCUUAUGAACAAAUUAAUAUGAUCCUUGAUAGACAAAAACCAGAAUUAAGUCAUGAACAAAUCAAACAAUCUUCGUCUGAAAAUAAUAAUUUAAAUCCUAUUAAUGAUCAGGUACAUUUUAUAACAAUAUUAUUGACUGAUUCUCUAUCAUUUCUAUUAAAUAACUCUGAAAAUAUCUAA